Messenger RNA from Volvox carteri f. nagariensis, 1013 nucleotides. RefSeq names its product ferredoxin (gene fer1). Gene Ontology annotation, molecular function: 2 iron, 2 sulfur cluster binding; electron transfer activity. The transcript is spliced from 2 exons. Gene Ontology annotation, biological process: electron transport chain. NCBI's taxonomy places the organism in Eukaryota, Viridiplantae, Chlorophyta, Chlorophyceae, Chlamydomonadales, Volvocaceae. The coding region runs from base 148 to 534 and encodes 128 amino acids. The record is from RefSeq and is a predicted model, not a curated record.
GUAUUCUCAAGCCUAACCUGUCAAGGUUCAGCUCUUGAACGCGCGCAAGGUCGCCAGGAGAACGCCGUCAACUGCCAUUGCUCAUCGAACGAGCAAGGUACAAGACCACCCCCAUCUAUCAAGUUUCAACUUCAGAACCUUCACAAGAUGUCCAUGGCUGUGCGUUCCUCUUUCGCCGCCCGUGUGGCUGGCGCUCGCCCGGCUGUCCGUGCCGCGCGGCCCUCGGCCCGCACUGUGAGCGUCAACGCCUAUAAGGUCACGUUUAAGACCCCUAGCGGCGACAAGGUCGUGGAGGUGGCCGACGAUGUCUACCUGCUGGACGCGGCCGAGGAGGCUGGUAUGGACCUGCCGUACUCUUGCCGUGCAGGCGCUUGCUCUAGCUGCGCCGGCAAGAUUGUGUCGGGCACCGUGGACCAGAGCGACCAGAGCUUCCUGGACGAUAAGCAGAUGGAGGCUGGCUUCGUGCUCACCUGCGUGGCCUACGCCACUUCGGACCUGGUCAUCCUGACCAACCAGGAGGAGGGUCUCUACUAAGUAAAACGGGCGUUCUUCAUUUAUGUUUUUGCAUUCAUUGCAUUCUGAGGUUAGGUCCGGCUGGGAAUCGAUCGGGUGAUCUAUAGAGAUAUGAAGUCGGGUGUGGCAAGCAGGCUGCCGAGGUACCGUGCAGAGCCUGCAUGACACCUCAUUAUAUGCUUGAAAGCAUCUUUGCGGUUAUAGGCUGAUGUCAGGAGGAUGUGAAGGAAAGCUUGGCUUCGGAGCGUUGGCAACGCGUGCGGUAUAGCGCUGUAGACGUGGUGUGUCUCACUAGCAGAGCCAAUUUUGAACUCGAGGCCGCCUGCUUGUUAACAUAUCCAUUCCCUCUUUCUCGAAGGAAGAUGUAGAACAGCGUCUUUUCCUUGAUUCAGAGACCAUGUGCUUAUGUACCCGAAACACCUAGCCGCCUGCGCUUGUUUGGGUAGCAACUUCGGCUACUUGUAAGACACAUUUCCAAGACUGUAGUAAUGAGUCCACCU